UAUAGAAAUGUCCAUUCCUACCCCAUGUGCGUCCACGGCCGAUGGCAGCAACGACGGCGAACAACCGGAAACCGAUUACAUAAAAAUGUUCGUGGGCCAGAUMCCCAGGGCGAUGAACGAACAGGAUCUGAUGGACAUGUUCGGCGAGUUUGGUCGAGUGUACCAGUUGAACUUGCUCAGGGACAAGUUCUCCGGGGUCAGCAAAG
Molecule: messenger RNA, 206 nt
Organism: Diuraphis noxia (Russian wheat aphid)
Lineage: Eukaryota; Metazoa; Arthropoda; Insecta; Hemiptera; Aphididae
Product: CUGBP Elav-like family member 1
Molecular function (GO): RNA binding
Source: RefSeq, a predicted model, not a curated record